GUGCUCGCCCCGGUGGGUGUGGCUCGGCCUCUCCCUCGCCCCGCUGCCGCACUUCGUUCCCCUGCCGCGCUCCGCCGCCGCAUUUCGGCCUCCUCUCGAGGCCGCUAGCACCCCGCCCCCCGCCCUCGCCCGCAGACCCGCGGCCCCGAGCUAGCCCAGAUGUCCGAGGCAGCAGGAAAUCUCAAUAGCCUCCGCAUGGCGAACGUGGCCCUGCGAGAAGAAUUAAAUGCCCUUCGCGGGGAGAAUGCCAAUUUGGGUCUUCAGCUCGGAAGAGCCCUGGCCGAGGUUAACUCCUUGCGCGGCAAUGUCUCGAGCUACAUCCGCUGGCCAGUGCCCGUGGUGCCCGUCCUUGCCGAGGAGAACUUUGAGUUCCCGCUCAGUGAGAUCGACGCCGUUCCUGAGGGCGAACUCCCCUUCCUGUGCUGGCCUCCCCCGCGCAUGGAGCCCGAGUAUGCCUCAGACGAACUGUUGAUCAGCGUGAUCCAGGAUUGCGGCACAUCGGACGGGCUGGUCGACCCUCCUCCGCUGCCCAUCCCGCCCCCGCCGGCGCUGCCCCCGCCCCCAUCGAAGGAGCUGCCCUCGCAGCCUCUGCUGCCGCUGCUGGAGCGGCCUGAGAUAGAGCCCUUUUCUGGCGACCCAGUCUACCUGGCUGAAUUCCUUAUGCAGCUGGAGACCUUCAUAGCCGACCAUGAGGAUCAUUUCCCCGGGGGCGCUGAGCGAGUGGCCUUUCUGAUCUCCUUUUUCACUGGUGAAGCCAAAGACUGGGCCAUCUCAGUCACCCAGGAAGGAAGCCCCCUGCAUGCCAACUUCCCGCGCUUCCUGGAUGAAAUCCGUAAGGAAUUCUGUGGCCCCAUCCCACCAAGUGUGGCUAAAAAGGCCAUUCGCAAGCUCAAGCAGGGAGACUGUACCCUUGGCAGCUAUGCAGAUGCCUUUCAGUUCCUGGCCCAAUUCUUGUCGUGGGAUGACUGCCGCCUUCAAAACCAAUUUCUCAAAGGCCUGUCAGAAUUCUUCCGUAAGGAGCUCUUAUGGUCAACUGAAAUGGCUGACCUGGACGAGCUGAUUCUCGAAUGCAUGGAGAUAGAAAGAAAAGUGCGUGUCCCCAAGCCAAUCCCGCUCCCUGGGGUUCGAAAUAUCUUCUUCCCUUUUGCUGCAGAUUCUAAUAUCGAUGAAAGUGAAGACUACUACAGUGGGGCUGAAGAUGAAGAGGCACACAGGCGCAGGCUUUACAGCAAGGACCAGCGGAGGUGCGUGAGAGCUAUUCAGCAAGAGAUGAGGCAGAAGGAGGAGGAGGACAGGAGGAAGAAGGAGGAAGAGAUGAGGAAGAAGGAGGAGAUGAAACAGAAAGAGGAGGAGGAGGAGGAGGACGUAGAGGAGGUGGAUGUGGAGGAGGAGGAUGAGGAAGAGGAGGCGAUGAUGAGGAAGAAGAAUGAGGAGAAAGAUGCGAAUAAAGAUAAGGAAGAAGAGGAGGAGGAUCGGGGCCAGGAGCCAGAGCAAGAACCAGAGCAGGAGCCAGAACAGGAGCAAGAGACAGAGGAUGAGACCCAAGAUGAUGACCUAGACGAGCUGAUGGAGAUGGAGCCGACCUAUGCCCACGCUUCAUCUCAGACUUCUGGCUACUAUCAUGAAAAUUUCCUAGAGGCAUCACCUCCCAUAAUACAGCCCAGCAGACGGAGGAACCAGAACCGAGUUCCACUUCUGGAGGGCCUUCCAGGUACCAAUUCACCAUUCUACAGUUCACCACCACUGAUUCGCCGUGCAGGUCGCUUGGGGCAACGCCAAAUUCGAAGACGUCCCCCGGUGCUGUUCCGCCUCACUCCGAGACAGGGGGGCCACCGGGCUGCACGUGGCCGAAUUCGCGUGUGAGUGCUGGGGUGAGAUGGCCACCCAGAACACACCCUUCUACUGCGUCCCCUACCCCUGCUAUUGCUGCCACACCUGCCCCAUUUGCUGACCAGUACUUAAGGGAGUUCCAGACCUGCAGAACCUGAAGAAGACCUGUAGAACUCCAGACCUUCUUGCAGCCAUGACGAGCAAGCGACACGUGCCUGACCAAAGCCACCUGGGAGGAGAGGGAUCAGCAAUAGCUGUCCUCUUGGCGUGGACUCUGCUCAGUCCUGCCACAAGCUAGAGAGCAGGCUUCCGGGCCUGUUCCCAUAAAUGAACUGGUCACCCUCUUGUAUUUCCCUUCUAGUUAUUCCUAACCCUCACCUCUCCUGUGUUUAUUCACCCUGUGUUCUACGGUUUUAUCCUCUGACUGGCUCACCAUGACUUCACCCACUGCCUCACUGACCUGCCCCAAUGAGCAAAAGGACAGGCUGUACUGAACUCCUAAAGCCAUUGAGGCCACUUACUAGAUAUAAUCGGUGGAGAGCAGGAUGGUAUCAAGAAAAGUGCCCAGAAGCCUGCACUUGCUUCAAGCCACACCUCCAGCAGAAGGGUCUCGAAGAGGAUGCUACAUCUAGCUCAGUGACAGUGUACAAAAUGACACAUCAAAUGGACAACUUGGCUGAGAUUUGUCCUUGACUGACUGAGCAAGCUGGUUUCAUCUUCCCACAGACUACUGUAUCGGGGCCCUUGGACAGGGUUGCCAAAUCUGGGGCCCUCUCCUCUUAGCACACUGCCCUCCUUGUCACCCCCAAUGUCCAAGAGCCCAAUGUCCCAGGCUCUUCCCUUUUCCUUAAUGUUGCCUAAAGCGUCAGCAGUUGGGUGGGGGAGGAGGCAGAGGAGGAGAAAGAAGCAGUAACAACUCAGUUUGACAUUGUAAGCAGUCACUCUUUCCUUAGGGACGGUGGUCUCCUUCCCCUUGGACUGCAGCCCCCAGCCAAAGGUUUUUGCAGGAGACUUGCCAUCCUUGGGAUUCCAGAGGAGGCCUAAUUGGCCUUGCCUUCCCAGACCUCCAAAGAGAGAGAGGGCCCAAGGCCUGGUCUUUAACUUUGACUUAAAGGAUUCCUUAGUUCUGAGAGGAGAGAGGAAGGUUCUCUCUACAAGAGACUGCACCCACUGCAGCCUUCCAGCUGGGAUGUCCUCACGUCUCUCACAUGGGGGGCAAGCCAUGGCCUGGUGUGGGGCUUUGAUUAGAUGGUGAGGCUUAAGAGGGGCACUGCCUCCUAGUAACUCCUGGGACUUCUAGGUGCUAACCUAGGUACCCUUAGAAAGUCCUGCUGCUUGCCAUGGGUCCAGAAAACACUGGUUCUGCAGUGAAAAAUACACACUAUGUCACUCUGGCCACAGAAUGCCAGCCAAAUCCACUGCUGACCUGAACUGCCCUUGACACUGAGCUUCCUGCACAGUGCUGGCAGCUGAGCGAGUGCAGCCAAAGUGUCUAUGGCCAGAGGGAAGAAAACAUAGUAAAUUAAGCCUCUGUUCCUCAUCGGAGUCUGACAGAUAACCUCAGCCCAGCCUUAGAAUUUUGAGCCUGGAGGCAAGAGGAAGAAGCUGGAGGAAGAGGAGUCACAGAGAAACCCAGUCCUCCCAGCUGCUUUCUGGUGAGGUCUCUAUUCAUCAGUGGGAGCUCUUUCUUCAGGAGAGAGUUCCAGAAGAGGAACCACCAUUUUUCGAGGCUGUGGACCCUGUUUGGUGAAGGUCGACACGCUGGUCCUGCUGCCCAUGUCCCUGCCGGAGAAGUGCAAAGGACAGGUGCCUUGCACCUCCACCUCCAGGGACCCCCCUCGGCACAGGCCCCGCCUGUUCCCAUGGUGCUUCUCACCCUGAGCCCUUGCAGCCUCAGCCAGGGAAAGAGCUGAUGAGCAGUGAGCUGGUUUCUGGCCCUCUGGUGGCAAGGGGACUUGGACUUCCCUUUGACCCUCUUCCCCUCUUCCCAGAUCUUCAAUAUUUGUUGUGAUGUAACAGCCAUAAGAGCUGUAAGAGGAACUAUGGGCUUUGGGUGCCUUCUUGGGUUGAAAGAGGGGUUGGGGGGGAAAAUGCAUGCAGGGGUGUGAAGGCAGCCCAAGGACUCCCAGAGACUCGGGAGGAAACUCGUUUGAAAUAAAUGUGUUAUUGUGAUUGUG
This is a messenger RNA of Diceros bicornis minor, 4007 nucleotides long. It is a transcript of the gene RTL5, whose product is annotated as retrotransposon Gag like 5. The transcript has 2 exons. Bases 160 to 1863 code for a protein of 567 amino acids. The record is from RefSeq and is a predicted model, not a curated record. NCBI's taxonomy places the organism in Eukaryota, Metazoa, Chordata, Mammalia, Perissodactyla, Rhinocerotidae.